Messenger RNA from Rhinocladiella mackenziei CBS 650.93, 783 nucleotides. RefSeq lists its product as uncharacterized. Bases 1 to 783 code for a protein of 260 amino acids. The transcript is spliced from 2 exons. Lineage: Eukaryota; Fungi; Ascomycota; Eurotiomycetes; Chaetothyriales; Herpotrichiellaceae. The record is from RefSeq and is a predicted model, not a curated record.
AUGGUUCAGAGCCCAGUAUCCAACAGCAACAAGCCGUCCAUCGUCGUAGUUCCUGGAUCCUUCUCCCCAGCAUCCUUCUACAUCCCUAUUGUUAACAAACUCCGCGAGAAUGGAUAUGAAGCCAUGGUCGAAAAUCUUCCCUCAGCCAGCCGUUCACCUCCCGAAGCACCUGCAACAAUGGAAGAGGAUGCUGCCUUUUUCCAUGACGUUUUCGAAAAGCUUGCAGACCAAGGAAAGGACGUUGUCGUUGUAACUCAUUCCUAUGGAGGCGUACCUGGAACGGAAGCCACCAGGGGUCUCGCCAAAGCCGAGAGAGCUGAAGCUGGGAAACCGGGCGGGAUCUCCCGAUUGGUGUAUUUGACCUCCGUCGUACCUCCGCCCGGAAAUUCGUUGCAAGAUCUCAUGGGAGACCUCGUUCCGUCAUUUAUCCAGUUUGAAGGAGAAUUCAUGAAACAUGUUAUCGAAGAGAGCGCGAAACUCACGUUUUCCGACCUUCCGUUCGAGGAAGCGGUUGAAUGGGUCAAGAAGAUGCCGUUUCACUCUGGACCCAGCUUCACGGGCAAACUCACAUAUCCCGGAUAUAAAUACAUCCCCGUUUCGUUCAUUCAGUGCGAAAAAGAUGUGAUUUUGCCGCCAGAGUUCCAAAAUUCGGUGAUUGAGACCAUCCAGAAGGAAAGUGGAAACCCGGUGGACCUUCACACCCUAGCCACCGGACACUGUCCCAACGCCAGUGCUCCAAAUGAUGUGGCAAAGAUUAUUAUGAUUGCGGUGGCGGCAGCUUGA